This is a messenger RNA of Mycena citricolor, 1753 nucleotides long. The record is from the annotation of a GenBank genome assembly. Lineage: Eukaryota; Fungi; Basidiomycota; Agaricomycetes; Agaricales; Mycenaceae.
UCUACCCUUGCGUUUAUGCGACUGCUGCCAGAGGCAUGUGGAUGCUCACGGCCCUCACUUUUUCCUGCCGCGUUCCAUUCAGCAUGUCACUCGUUAUGCAAUCAGCCACGCCUCAUUCCCAGUCGACUUCUGUCAAAGUCGAGUGAGACAUCGCCUGCGGCCCUCACGUCGAUUAAGAUGUCCCGGAGGAUGCCCGGAUCGAUAUCCUUCCAUUGCUUGUGCUCGGCAUUAGGUGCAUCUCAGGUCCUUGAUCUUCUGUGUCACCCGCCUUACAGCCGAAGUGUUUGAGCCGAAGUGACCGUUGGCUCUCGAUUUCUGUCCACAUUGUUCUAGUCCCUCAUGCUGGAAAUCAACUGGAGGGAUUGCGACGCCGUGCUGAAACCAUUUCCGAUUUUGAAGGCCUAGAAAUUGCGCUGUGCCGCGUGCGCAUAGACGGCGAGGUGGACUGACCAUGCGCGCCUGUUGAUUCUUCUGCCAACAAUGGGUUCCUGGAGCUUUCAAUGGAAUAUGUCACCUAUCCGACCAAGCGUGUUAUCGCCCGAGCUCAAAUAGCAGGUCCGCACGCACGAUCCAGGUUUCCCUUUGGUUUCCCCGUUCCGCAAGAUGGUCUUUCUUUCGCUGUCCUUACUAUCCUCACUCCUUCUGUUCUCCGAGGUCAAGGCGGCCAGCAGCAGUGCCUCUGCGGCUCCAACCAGUGCAUCCUCUGCGGCUGCGAAAGCGACUGGCACGACGACUCCGACCCGGAACCCCAAACGCGGCGUCGCAUACGCUGCCACGAAUGGCACAGACAUCAAGCAGGCCAAUCUGACAGCGAGCGUCGUUUCUUGGGUCUACAACUGGGGUCUCGUUCCGCCGAGCAACCUCGAGCAGUCCGGGCUCGAAUACAUCCCGAUGCAAUGGGGUGCUGCCAAUAUCGAGAAUCUGCAGGUGACCGUGAAAGGAUUGGGCGCGAAGACAGUGCUGGCGUUCAACGAACCCGAUUUUGCUGAGCAGAGUAACAUGAACGCCACCUACGCGGCUCAGCUCUGGAUGCAGUACAUCGAGCCUCUGAAAGCCGAUGGAGUCAGAUUGGGUGCGCCGGCCAUCUCGUCGGGAUCCACGGGGCCACCGUGGCUGAGUCAGUUUAUGGCGGCCUGCAGUCAAUGUUCCAUCGAUUUCAUUCCAUUCCAUUGGUACGGCGACGGAACGGGCGGAUUCACAGAUUACCUUUACUCUCUGCACGCCAACUAUCCGAACCACACGCUGUGGGUAACCGAGUUUGCGGAGACGGCGCCAAAUGACACCACCGUGGUGCAAUUCCUGAAUGACACCGUGACAAUGCUGGACGGGCUGGACUGGGUUGAGAGAUAUUCCUGGUUCGGAUUCUUUAGGCCCGGCAACGGAUCGCAUUGGAAUCUGCUCGAUGUCAAUGGUGACCUGAAUGCUGCAGGCCAAGUCUACGUCGACGCUGUGAAGAAGCCUGCCAACUUCCUCCCGAACCCCACCGGCACGGCCACCUCCGGUCCAGUCAACACCGCCGCGGGACUGACCACGGUGUACGCCGCAAGCAACUCAAUGCUGACCCCGGCAUGGGCCACACAGACGGCCAGCGGCGGACGGAAAAUAGCGGCGAUGUCGCGCCUGGACGUUCCGAUCGCUGCCGGCGUACUUUCACUACUAGCCGCCUUACUAUAGACAAGCAGCACUCGAUCGGACAGACACUCAUUUGGAUGUACACUCGUAAUCUUAUAAUGCUCAUUCUUGUACAACGACG